AUGGUCUAUCGUGACAAUAAGGACUGUGGGUCUCGGCUUACAUUUGGCGUGGAACUUGAAUUCACAGUAGCCUUUCUCCCAGAAUCCAUAGCAGACCCGCACCCGGAUGGCGAGAAGCGUAGCAUCGAGAUUGGAAAGCCACUGAAGGACUUUGUUGCGCUUCCCAGACCGCCACCAGGCGGUAAAGUUCAACCAUCCAGAGAGCAACGCUACCAACUUCGAGAUUGGGAACCGGAUAGGGAUUAUAAUGAGCGGGACGAUCCGUCACUCGACCUCAUGAAUUAUUCUAAGGAGGGUCCCCAUAUUCGUCAUCGCAUCGCCAAGUUUCUUCGAGAGAACGGUAUCCCCGCGAUUAGCGACUCGGCAGACGAUGAGACGGAGAAGGAAUUACAGGAUCAUUGGCGAAACAAUGCCGAUCGCUUAGGCUUUACUAAUAAGGAUGAUCUGCCUUCUACCUGGGAGGAAUCAACAAUUUGGGUGGUUGACACAGACACCAGCGUUGGAGAGAGUAUUAAUGAGGAGUACGAUUGGAGCCCCGUGGAGAUUAAAAGUCCGAUCCUCUAUUACGACGACUGUUCGGUAGAUCUCGUCAAGCAUAUUGUCAACCUGCUGGUUUCCGAAUUUCGAAUUGUCAUGAAUAACACCGCAAUGCUCCACGUCCAUGUUGGACGGGGAAGCAAAGGAUAUUCAUUGAAUAACCUACGAAUGAUAGCAUCUCUACUCUACGCGGCAGCCCCUCGGAUCGACCAACUUCUACCCGUCUUUUGCGGGCCUUUGACAGAAUGGGCACCCGGGAUCCGAACGCAUAGCCUGAUGACGAACCUGGAUGAAGAGGACGCCAUGAAGGCACUCAAAUAUCAGAGGGAGCCUCUGCCAGGUGACGCAUUCAUGACUCAACCCGCAAAGGCAGACUGGAACGACCUGUCUGUUAGCCUAGAUCCGUACCAUACCGACCCGUCUCCUUGGCAUAUGCCAAACCAUCCUCUUCUCAGGCAGUGGAAGGGCCACCAGCGCGCAGCAGUAUUCGGAGUGAAUAGGAUUUGGCAGGCAUCGGAUAAAGAAGAGUUGUAUGCGAAUGUUGGUAUGGUAUAUCAAGAUCCGUACAGUUUCCUUAGGCCUUACCGAGGCUCUUACAAUUUCGACAACUGCUUGUUGCCGGAUAUGAAAAAGGGUACGGUGGAGUUUAGACAACAUCCGGGAACGAUGUCAGCCACCGCGAUCGAGCAUUGGAUCCAAGUCACUGCAGGGAUCGUGAACUUCUGCGUCCAUGCCGACUUCCUGGACGUGAUCGCUCCUGUCCUGAGGCAACUCGAACAGCCGGAUCCGAACUCUGAAAAGUCUUUUCUUAUGAAUGAGCCUCUUGCGAAGGAGAAAAAGAUCAACGUCACAAACACCCUGCACGCCAUGGAGGACGAUGGCUAUUCCGUAUACGACUUUCUGUGGGCUAUUGGUUUGGGGGCUCAGGCCGAAUGGUACGAGCAACAGGGUCUUCACCCCAUGCCGCCAGACUUUGUCAGGAUCCCAGGCAACAAUUCCAAAUCCGUGAGGAUCCCAGAGAACGUACGCGUGAAUGGAGGCUUUGAAGGAUCUGGUGCUUCGCCAUCACCUGAGGCGGGUUCACCAGAGGCAUUCGACAAUAAGAGAAAGACAUAG
This is a messenger RNA of Neoarthrinium moseri, 1653 nucleotides long. RefSeq lists its product as uncharacterized. The record is from RefSeq and is a predicted model, not a curated record. Lineage: Eukaryota; Fungi; Ascomycota; Sordariomycetes; Amphisphaeriales; Apiosporaceae. The coding region runs from base 1 to 1653 and encodes 550 amino acids. The transcript is spliced from 2 exons.